AGAGGCGAGAGGAGGCUCGCCGCGCCAUGGUGUCCUGCGCGGGGCCGGGGCCGGGGCCGGGGCCGGGCCAGGCCGGGCCAUGAGCCGCGCCGGGAGCUGGGACAUGGACGGCCUGCGGGCAGACAGCGGGGCCGCUGGGGCGGCCCCCGCCUCCUCUUCCUCCUCUGUGGCGGCGGCGGCUCCGGGCCAGUGUCGCGGCUUCCUCUCGGCGCCAGUGUUCGCCGGGACACCCUCCGGGCGUGCGGCGGCUGCGGCGGCAGCGGCGGCAGCGGCGGCGGCCUCGGGCUUCGCUUACCCGGGGACCUCUGAGCGCGCGGGCUCCGCCUCGUCGUCGUCAUCUUCUGCUGUGGUCGCAACGCGCCCAGAGGCUCCCUCCGCCAAAGAGUGCCCGACGCCCGGGGCGGCCGCUGCAGCGCCCCCGGGAGCCCCAGCUCUGGGCUAUGGCUACCACUUCGGCAACGGCUACUAUAGCUGCCGCAUGUCACACAGCGUGGGCUUACAGCAAAAUGCUCUCAAGUCGUCGCCGCACGCCUCGCUGGGAGGCUUCCCGGUGGAGAAGUACAUGGACGUAACGGGCCUGGCAAGCAGCAGUGUACCGACCAACGAGGUGCCCACGAGAGCCAAGGAGGUGUCCUUUUACCAGGGCUACACGAGCCCCUACCAGCACGUGCCUGGCUAUAUCGACAUGGUGUCUACCUUCGGCUCCGGGGAGCCUCGGCACGAGGCAUACAUCUCCAUGGAGGGCUACCAGUCCUGGACGCUGGCCAACGGGUGGAACAGCCAGGUGUACUGCACCAAGGACCAGCCACAGGGCUCACACUUUUGGAAAUCAUCUUUCCCAGGGGAUGUGGCUCUAAAUCAGCCAGACAUGUGUGUCUACCGUCGGGGGAGGAAGAAGAGAGUGCCCUACACCAAACUGCAGCUCAAAGAACUGGAGAAUGAGUAUGCCAUUAACAAGUUCAUUAACAAGGACAAGCGGCGGCGGAUCUCGGCUGCCACAAACCUAUCCGAGAGACAAGUGACCAUUUGGUUUCAGAAUCGAAGGGUGAAAGAUAAGAAAAUCGUCUCCAAGCUCAAAGAUACUGUGUCCUGAUGUGGGCCAGAUUGACCCUGAGACUUUAAAUGAUUUCUGUUGUCUCAAAAAGACUUGAAUAUGUAUUUAAUUCCUCCCCAGCCCCCCGCCAGUGAAGGCAAAUUUUGUGAAUUGUUUUUCUUUCUCCCUCUAAUGUCUCUAAUACUUUCUGCUGCCCAACCUGACUUUGUAGUUCUGCUUUUCUCUUGUUUAUUAUUGAUUUUGUUUUGUCUAGGUUUUUUUUUAAUGAUGUUUUUAAUGUUCUGUUUCUCCCUUCAGGCCAGUAUAAAGGACUUGAAACAUUUUUUAAUAAUCCCCCCAAAUGAGUUUCAGAAUUGCCAUUCUGAUUUUAGGGUUUUAUUUUUUUAAAAAUAAUUUUAUAUAUGCCUGUCCCCAGCACUGAUUAUCUUCAUAAUCCAUUAGGGCAGAACGAUUUACAGUCAUUCACAUCCUGUGAUUGGGUGAUUUAAUCAUUAGUUCUCAGCAGUCGCCCUGAGGAAAGUGGAAACAGCUCUGGGCAGGCAGUACUUUAGGGUCACUGGGAAAGCCUAAAAACAGGCAACUGGAGGUACUGUGAUAGCUUUAAAAGCAGUUUCCUUAUUAAAUAGGGUUUGUAUCCAUAUUGGAAUGAAGACAAUCUUUCCGACUUGGGGUCUUUCACUUGCUGUUUUAUUUGUUUAAUACACCUUGUCAAUUUGUGUUUUAUAAUCUUUAAGUUGAAAAUAAUGAUUGCCUUCAUUUCCCCAGCUCUAGAUGCAGAUAUCUAAAUGACUGUGGUUGUCAGAGUGACCCGUGGGUGGUAUAAAUGUACCCCUUCUCCUAAGCAAUGGAUCUGUGGGACUAAAAUUGAGAGUAAUCUCAGUCCCCUGAAGAGGCUGAAUCAAUGUGGCCAUGGGUGGGAACUCUUAUCCAGACCCCAAUGUAGAACUUGACUGUCUGUCCAUAUGUAUUGAAACUCUCAUGGAACUUCAAAGUAUCUAACAAAUGCGAAAACGUGGAGCUCUAAGAUCCAAGAAGAAAAAAUAGUAUUUCUGAAAGUGAUGAUAAAUAACUACUUUUAAAGUGCUGCAUAUUUAUACAACUGAGAUUAUUUUUGUAGAUGCAAUGUCUGUGAGCUGGGAUAGUUGGGCAGUGCUUCAGGCAUUUAAAAAUCACUUUUUACUCCCAGGGAGAUGCAAAUAAACAGAACUGUCUGGUUU
Molecule: messenger RNA, 2271 nt
Organism: Manis javanica (Malayan pangolin)
Lineage: Eukaryota; Metazoa; Chordata; Mammalia; Pholidota; Manidae
Gene: HOXD13
Product: homeobox D13
Biological process (GO): regulation of DNA-templated transcription
Molecular function (GO): DNA-binding transcription factor activity, RNA polymerase II-specific; DNA binding
Source: RefSeq, a predicted model, not a curated record